Thlaspi arvense is the source of this 945-nucleotide messenger RNA. The record is from the annotation of a GenBank genome assembly. Lineage: Eukaryota; Viridiplantae; Streptophyta; Magnoliopsida; Brassicales; Brassicaceae.
AUGAAAGAGGUAGUUUUGUUUCUUGUUCUUCUUGUCUCUGUUUCAGAUGCACAAGUAACGAAACCAAAUAUUGGAAACUUCCUUGAAUGUCUUACUAAUCUCACUAAUCCAGAGAAUCCGAUCACCGAAGCCCUCUCUACUCCCGACAAGUCCACCUUCGUCUCGUUUUACGAGUCCUACACGAAAAAGAAAACGUACUCAUCUAACCCUAACGUCACAAAACCAAUAGCCAUUGUUGCUGCAAAACACGAAUCUCAUGUUCAGGCAACAGUGAUCUGCUCAAAGUCAAACGGAAUCCAGAUCCAGCUUUUCGUGAGAGCAAUGCCUCAAAUCACAUAUGGAGCAAAACCGGGAGAUAAAACCAUCGCGGUUAAGUUCUACGCUCAAUUUUUAGGCUCAGUAAAUAACCUAAUGGAGAUUAUAAACAAGAACUUGCUUGAAUUAGGGCUAAAACGUGAAGAUUGCUACGAAAUGAGCUGGCUUAAUACGACGAUGUUCUGGGAGGAUUAUCCGGUUGGGGCAUCAACGAUUGUUCUUCUGGAGAGGCCAUCGACUCCGCUAGUAGGAUUCCUCAAGAACAAAUCGGAUUACGUCAAGAAACCGAUCCCCAAAGAAGGAAUCGAGAAUAUUUGGGAAACAAUGUUGAAAUUCAACGAUGUGUGGAUGCAGUGGAACCCUUAUGGUGGAGUUAUGGACCAGAUUCCCGAGAACGCAACCGCGUUUCCUCACCGGAGAGGAAACUUGUUCAAGAUUCUCUACUUUGCGACAUGGUGUAAACGCCACGCCACAGACGCGAACCUCAGUUUGAUGAAAGAGCUUUACCAAGUGACGGAGCCGUACGUGACAAGUAACCCGAGAGAGGCGUACUUGAAUUACAGAGACAUUGAUGUUGGAAGCAAUCGGAGUGAUGAGACGAGCGUUGAUGAGGCUCAGAUCUAUGGAUAA